This is a messenger RNA of Anarrhichthys ocellatus (wolf-eel), 991 nucleotides long. RefSeq names its product vesicle-associated membrane protein 8. NCBI's taxonomy places the organism in Eukaryota, Metazoa, Chordata, Actinopteri, Perciformes, Anarhichadidae. Gene Ontology annotation, cellular component: membrane. The transcript is spliced from 3 exons. Bases 231 to 542 code for a protein of 103 amino acids. Gene Ontology annotation, biological process: vesicle-mediated transport. The record is from RefSeq and is a predicted model, not a curated record.
CUGUUGAAGCCAAUGAGACUCAGAUUGAAGGCAGUUAAUGAGUAACACAGCAGAGGUGCAACCUUCAGCAGACAUUUGUUCAGCUCUUACUACUGUGACUCAUGCAGCCACAAGAAGCUCAGAUCUCUGCGUCCGUUCAUUAGACCUGGAGGACUGGAUAACUUUGUGGAAACUUUAUUUAUUUCUUUUCGUAUGAGUUCUGUUGUUGGUGACAGAGAAACACAGCUGUGAUGGCUGACACACGCACUCAGGCCCCGGCCUCCGGCUCGGCGGCUAAACUGGACACGGUUCAGGGUCAGGUGAACGAGGUUAAAGUCAUCCUGAAAGACAACAUCAGCAAAGUGCUGGAGAGGGGCGACAGACUAGACGAUCUGAUCGGGAAGACCAAUGGCCUGCAGGCGUCUGCCGACUCGUUCCAAAGAACUUCCACGCGGGUCGCCAGGAAAUACUGGUGGAAAAACGUCAAAAUGAUGAUUAUAAUCGGUGUGGUUGUGCUGAUCAUCGUCAUCCUCAUCAUCCUCUUCGCCACUAAAGUCAUAUAAAUAAAUAAACCCUCUCCGUGUGCUCGCUCAGCAGCUCAGGACUGAAAGCCAUGAAGAGGUGGAUGAAGCUCACCUUCUUUUAUUGAGCAGUGAAGACGCACUCACGCGAGUCUCUGGUCAUUUCAGCUCAAACAAACAAGAGCAAAAUAUUUAUUUAAAUUCAAAGGGUGCACAACUGCAGGCUUAUUGAUUAGGCUGCGAUAAAGCUACAGAUGAGAAGAUCAAUUGUUAGAAACUUGACUGAAAUACUUCCUUGAACACUCCACUAACAUGUGACGUAAUAUUAAUAUUUCACAAAAAGGAUCACAAAUCCAAAUGUUUAUUUUUAUUUUAUCGCAUUUCUUAAUGUCCAAUUACCUGUGUGUAUAUAAGCUUCAUGUUUGACUGAUGAACUCUGUAAUUAUGUGUAUUUUAUGACUGAAGACUACGAUAAAGAGGAUCAAUUGUAA